Molecule: messenger RNA, 1165 nt
Organism: Neltuma alba
Lineage: Eukaryota; Viridiplantae; Streptophyta; Magnoliopsida; Fabales; Fabaceae
Product: annexin D5-like
Exons: 6
Coding region: 129-1085 (318 amino acids)
Biological process (GO): response to water deprivation; response to cold; response to salt stress
Cellular component (GO): plasma membrane; cytoplasm
Molecular function (GO): calcium ion binding; calcium-dependent phospholipid binding; phosphatidylserine binding
Source: RefSeq, a predicted model, not a curated record
AUCGUUCUCCAUUUAUACUACCAAUGCUCCUUGUUUUUCCUUUUUCUUUACGCUCCUCCUCCCGUUUUCCUGCUGCAUUCCCGCUUUCUUUGUGAUUCACAGGGUUUCACAAUAGAACAACAUUACCUAUGUCAACCUUGACCACUCCUCCCCCAGACACAUUCUCGGCUCGUGACGAUGUUGCUCGCCUCCGCAAAGCUUUGAAAAAAGGAAUACGCUGCAAAACUUCAGUGGUCAUAGAAAUCCUUGCUCAUAGAGACUCAGCGCAAAGAGAACUCAUUCUACAAGAAUAUGAAACUGCAUAUUCUGAACCGCUCACCAAACGUAUCAGUUCAGAAAUUCAUGGAAACAUCAAGAAAGCAUUGCUUCUUUGGAUGGAUGAACCUGCCAAUAGGGAUGCUACUGUAGCAAGGCAAGCCUUGACUUCAUCCCUUGUUGAUAAUCAAGCUAUAACUGAAGUGAUCUGUUCUCGCUCCCCAUCACAAAUAAGGCGCUUUAAAGAAGUUUAUCAGAAAGUAUACCAUACUCGUUUAGAGAGGGACAUUGAAGACUAUCUAUCUGGGGAUCUCAAGAAGCUGUUGCAUGAAUAUAUAAGCGUUCCACGUUAUGAAGGCCCAGAAUUUGAUCAAGAAAUAGUAGAGAAGGACGCCAUGGAUCUGUAUAAAGCUGGGGAGAGGAAGAUGCUAGGAACUGAUGAGAAGACUUUCAUAAGGGUUUUUAGUGACAGAAGCAGGACACAUUUGGCUGCUAUUGCCGAAGCAUAUGAAAGAAACAACGGCCACUCACUGGAAAAGGCUAUAAAGAAAGAAACAAGUGGCUAUUUUGAAAGGGGACUAUUGGCCAUUCUUCGAUGUGCUACUAACCCUGCACUGUACUUCGCCAAGAUUCUGAGGAAAUCAAUGAAGGGAUUUGGAACCGAUGAUAGUCGAUUAAUAAGAGUAAUUGUGACAAGAACUGAAAUUGAUAUGCGCCAAAUAAAAGAAGCAUACCUCUCAAGAUAUGGGAAGCCAUUAGCCAGUACGGUUCGAUCAGACACAUCGGGCCAUUAUAAGGACUUUCUUCUAUCUCUAAUAGGUGAUGAUUAGGGAUAUGCGAACAAAGAGCCCUAUGACCAAUGGCAUGUAAACUAAAAUAAUUCGUAUCCACAGCCAGUUUCGACAUAUGA